This is a messenger RNA of Oppia nitens, 1304 nucleotides long. RefSeq lists its product as uncharacterized. The record is from RefSeq and is a predicted model, not a curated record. The transcript has 4 exons. NCBI's taxonomy places the organism in Eukaryota, Metazoa, Arthropoda, Arachnida, Sarcoptiformes, Oppiidae. The coding region runs from base 72 to 1274 and encodes 400 amino acids.
UUUUUUUGGUUAAUGUUAUCGAUAAUUGUGUAUAUGAAUUGACAUCACCGUCAGUAACUUUAUUGUAAAUAAUGUCGUAUAUAAAAAGAUUUCUAGAAAAGUUAGCAACAAUACCGGUACUAAUGGGGACAGCAUAUAUGUUACAAACACUAGACAUUUAUAAUACACGGCAUUAUGGACAACAGCAACGCAACUGGAGUUGGUUUAGGAGUACAUAUAUGAUUACCACUGAUAAUAGUAGUAGUAGUAGUAGUGGUGGUGGUGAUGACAACAAUGAUAUCAAUCCGAUUUGGAUCCGAUUAAAAUGUUUUACUAAUAUUGCGUUAGUGAUCGGCUCGAAAAAAGAUGAACCAAAAAUUAGUUUUCGCAAUUUCGGUACCUGUAUCUGUGUUCACACUGAUGACCAACUGUUUUUGACCAACGCUCACGUAGUCAAGGGUCAGGAAGUCAUGUAUGUGCGUCUAAUGCCACACAAUGGCCUGUCAGCAAAACGUUUGGCACUGUUAUCUACCGUGGCUGCCGACGUACUGUACGUUGAAUAUCACAACGAUUUGGCACUUAUUAGACUCCAUUAUCAUCCGUACAACUAUGCUGUAUAUGAGGCCAUAAAGCUAUGUGAUCGGGAACCGCAGUUUGGCGAACAAGUAGCCGUCUAUGGACACGGAGGUACUCUCUAUACAGUAUAUCCGGGUAUGAUUCAAGAGAGUGGAUCGUUUGGCGUACCGUUUGACAGUAUUGAGAUCGAUCUAAUGCCCUAUACUAUUGAUAUGCCCAACAUUAUACACUCGGCCGUUAGUGUUGCCGGUUGUUCGGGUGGGCCACUGAUAGAUACCGAUGCCAACUGUAUCGGUAGUAUUUUUGGCUCCAAUUAUUUCAGAAGCUAUACGACACCAUCGAAAAGGAUGAUAUCAUUUCUAAAGCGAGGACGACAUUAUGCAGAACAUGAGGUCCUAACGAGAGUGACUGAUCGUCGAAACAUCUAUUCAAUGGGUACGUCCAGUGACCGGAGAUUAGGCUUAGUAUUGGAGAAAACUGGAAAUAGAUAUACUGUUAGAGAUCUUAUCAAUAAAGCUGAUACAGAUAUAUAUGUGGGGGAAGUCAUAACAGAAGUAAGAGGACAACCGUUUUUGGAUAUCCGACAGAUUCGAACAGCGCUGGCAGAGCUUAGCACUGAUAAUCCAGAAGUUAUACUAACUGUAAGCACUGCUACUGAAGUUACAGGUGUGGCCUUGAAUGCUAACCUUACGGGCGAUGAAUUACCAUUGGUUUUCUGAGAAAAAAAAAUAAACUAAACAAACAAAAUA